AUAUUGGCAAUGCAAACUUUGGCGUGUCUACGAAGAAAAGAACUUUGUGGCGGACAGUUUAGCAACCUAUAGUCUUGAUUUAGAUUUAGGUAUACUCCUCCUUGUUCAGUUAGGUUUAUUCGUAAGGAUCGACUUCGGAGAAUAUCAACUCUGAUGGCCGAUGGUAUUAUGGGAUUACUGCAGGCCCCCAAUUGCAAUUUUCUCCAUUUCUAUUGGACCAUUAGAAGAAGUUACGAAAUAAUUGAUGCUUUCCACCAAAAAUUGAAUACAAAAAUAUCAACCAGUAUCUCUUUCAUCAAACAAUCUUAUAAUUUAAUUCAAUUGUUAAUGUUUUCACAAUUGUUUUAUGUUUAAUUUUGUGUUGUUCUUAUCUAAUUUUUGGUUCCAUAUCUAAUCAUGUUAGAUUAGAUGUGUAUUUUAUGUUAGCUAGAAAACAAAUACGAUUUAAACAAAAUUAGAAAACACAUGCAUCACAAUAAGUUACCCAUAAUUGCAAUCUAAUUUAAAGGGAAACAAUGAGGAUAUAAAUCCGGGUGAGGAACGUUGUUGUAACCAACUAUAUAUAUACGCUACUGACUCAUACGGUAUCUCGUAUGUCAACUCUAAAUUAUAUACGUAAUUGACACAUACAGUAUCAGAUCUGAAAACUCAAAAUUAUAACUUGGAGCUUGAAAAAAAAAAAGAAUCUUAAUAUUCUAACUUGGACCUUGAAAAGUAAAUAAAUCCCUAAUAAAUCACAUAAAAUCCAGAGAGUAGAGAUUUGGAGACAAAUUCUAAAUUGGAGCUUGAAAAAUAAAUUGGGAUGUGCUACCACACACUCAUUUUUACUUCUCACACUCUUUGUUAAUUUCUGUCAUCUGAUCUUCUUCAAUUUACUCGAUCCAACGAUCGAAAAUUAAAAGGAUGCGUGAGAAGUUAAAAAGAUGUGUGGAGAUCACAUCUAAAAAGGAAAACCAAUGAAAAAGGCUUGAAAACUUUGAGUUUUAACGAUAAGAAUAAAAUAAAAGAUAAAGUGAAUAGUGCAAGAUUGAUUUUUUUGUUGUUGAAAUUUCCCUGAAUUAAAUCCCAAAUAUCUGUGCGUGGGUGAAUCAUUUUCAACCAAGCCCGCCCGAGUCUGACUACGCAACACAUGUCCAACUCUGCCUCCUGCUCGCUGUAAUCUGCGACGUUGAUUCUCUCCCCUCUUUUAUUUCCUCGCGCCUUUUCGCCUGGCUUCCCAAGCUCCCAACAAACCGACCGAAUCAAACUCCUCCACCCCCAACCGCCUCUCUCUCUCCCCUUCUCUCUCUCUCUCUCUCUCUCUCGCUCUCCUUCGCAUUCCUCUCUUCGAAAAUCUGCACCCAUGUAUCUUUCUCUGCAUUAAAGAGUUGAAAGUUGUGAAUUUUGCGUCAUUCCCUGUUUUUAUUUCCUUCUUCAAGCCCCCACAAUCCCAUUUCUCCAAACCAGCACAAAAAUCUCCGGUUUUCCAGCUUCCCGGAGGCACCAAGAGCGGUUUUCCGGCAGACCCAGAUAGAGGAAGAGCCUCUGCUUCCAUUUAGGCUGCUCAGAGUUGCAAAAAUUGAAAAUUGACCCAAGUUCCCUGCAAACCUCCCCACAAUCCCAUUUCUUCAACCAAACAAAAAAUCCCGGUUCCCAGUUUUCCGGUUUCCUGGCGACACCAGAAGCGGUUUUCCGGCGGACCCAGAUGGAGAAAGAGCCGUUGCUGCCAUACGUAGGCAGUCCGAGAAGAAAGCUGCCAUCUUUAUCGAAUCUCUGGCCACUUCCAGAAGACGAUGAAUUCACUAUCUCUUUAACGUCUUCGGAGUUCAAAGACCGUAUAAUCUUUGGCCCUGCAACUGCUUCGCCUCGAGAUUCUUCACCUCUCGUCGAUGCAUUGACUCUGCCUAUCCAUUCUCCAAGAACUUCAAGACCCCCUUCGUCUUCUUCUCUAUUGGACUCCAUAGCCACAACCCACAGGCCACAAUCCCAACAGCCACCAACCCCGCAAUCAUGGCUCAUCGACCCCAAUUACUCGUGGAGCAAAACCAACCUCCACCGCUCGAAAACAGCUCCUGCCAUGGCCGUGAUCAACGAGGUGGCCAACCGGCGGUCUGUUCCCAGACCCCAGUUCGGUUCGCAGUCGAUUGUAAGACAAGCUGUUGUACUUCUUGUUAUAUAUCUUGCAUUGGGUGUGAUUAUAUAUUGGUUUAACCGUGAUCAUUUUGCGGCUCUGGAGACGCACCCUGUGGUUGAUGCAUUGUACUUCUGUAUUGUGACAAUGUGCACAAUUGGGUAUGGAGAUAUUACGCCUACUACUACUGCAACCAAGUUGUUUUCGAUAGCGUUUGUGUUGGUGGGGUUCGGAUUUGUAGACAUUUUGCUGAGUGGGAUGGUUAGUUAUGUGCUUGAUUUGCAAGAGAAUUAUUUAUUGAGGAGCCUUAAGGGUGUGGGUGAGAAAAAGGAGUCUUACAUAUUUGAUGUUAAGAAGGGGAGGAUGAGGAUUAGGAUGAAGGUGGGAUUGGCAUUGGGAGUUGUGGUUCUUUGCAUCGGGAUCGGUGUGGGUGUUAUGCAUUUUGUGGAAAAGCUUGGAUGGUUGGAUUCAUUUUAUCUUUCGGUUAUGUCAGUUACCACAGUUGGGUAUGGCGAUCAGGCUUUUCAGUCUUUACCAGGCCGCAUCUUUGCUUCAGUUUGGUUGCUUGUGUCGACGCUUGCAGUUGCUCGAGCAUUUUUGUACUUGGCUGAGGCUAGGGUGGAUAAACGGCAUAGGAAGAUGGCGAAGUGGGUUCUUGGUCAGGAUAUGACGGUUUCUGAGUUUCUUGCUGCUGACAUUGACAAUAACGGCUUUGUGAGUAAGUCGGAAUAUGUCAUAUACAAACUCAAGGAGAUGGGAAAGGUAUCAGAGAAAGAUGUAAUGCAGAUCUGCACCCAAUUUGAUAGGCUAGACACAGGAAACUGCGGAAAGAUAAGCCUUGCUGAUCUCUUGAGUCGACAUUGAUAUCCAAGUCACUUACGAAGUAUGAACUUUGCUGCCAGAUCCGUUGGUACUCUUCCUCUUGCCCAUGCAUCCUGAGCAUCAAGUCAAUCUUUCGUACUUCAAACGUUGAUGCGUGGUAAGCCUCGCAGAUGCAUUUCCUGUUAAGUAUACAACAGUCAACAAAUCAAAUGUCAAUGUAGACGAGUAGCGUUUAUAUUGCCGAAAUGAAUAUAAAAGAUGAAAGCUCAGAAAUCAACCAAAUGAUACUUUUUGCUGCUUCGUAACUGUAAAUUAGUACGAAUGAAGGAGAAAGAACCUUGAUUACGUGACGAGCUCACUUCGCUUUCUUUCUUUGUUGCACGGAGAUCAAGUUUUUUAUAAUCACAAAUAUGAACACUUUGGUAGAUUGAUUUUGUUGAAAUGUUGUUUUUCUCUGCAUCAGCAGGUUAGGACUUGUGUAACAUCCUCAUUAAUUUUUAAGAAUGACAUUAUUUAUCUUUCUACA
Molecule: messenger RNA, 3458 nt
Organism: Pyrus x bretschneideri (Chinese white pear)
Lineage: Eukaryota; Viridiplantae; Streptophyta; Magnoliopsida; Rosales; Rosaceae
Product: two-pore potassium channel 3-like
Biological process (GO): stabilization of membrane potential; potassium ion transmembrane transport
Cellular component (GO): plant-type vacuole membrane
Molecular function (GO): potassium ion leak channel activity
Source: RefSeq, a predicted model, not a curated record